ACCAUCAUUACCACGCAAUAACUUCAUGGUUCGUUCAGUCCAUAUUCAGACUCUUCUGCUACAAAACACCAUCCCCAACGUCCCCCGCAAAUAAUGAAAUGUCGUUGGUUGGUGGGUAUUAUAUUUCGUGUACAAAUCUGCAUCGUCGAAAGUGAGAGGUUCUCAGCCGAAGAAUUGCUUUUGUUUGGGUCUCUUCACCGCCGUGGCGCUCGUGUUUUGUAACCGUGUUGAUUCUGUCUGUAGGAAGAAGAAUACAUUCACCUGAGAAGCAGCAGUGUUGGAGAUGAUAGUUUUUGGUUUGGUGGUGGUGAGUGAGUAAUGGUGUAAAUGGAAUGAAUAACAAAUGCACAAUUUGAAUAACCAAAAGCUUCGGUGGUGUCAAAUUCAACACAACACAGCAGCAUUUCAUUUAGUAGGCAUCUGUCGUGAUCUCAUCUUUUUAUAUCGACAUCACCCAUUACGCUAAAAAGUGUGUAGUGUGGUCUAUUUUCUAAUGUCUGUUGUUUACAAGUUUCUACACUUUUACAUUACAUUAAUCGAGAAUUUUGCUGGAUUUUACAACAAUAGGUGGUCGUGUCUUGAGUGCUGAUAAUAUAAAGCAAACCAAUUAAAAUGUUGAAGUUUAUUCGGGGGAAAGGAACUCAUCUUUCGGCUGAAAGGAUUAAAAUUCAAAAGGAACUUUAUGCAUAUAGAAAGACUGUUACACAUGGAUUUCCUUCAAAACCUACGGCCCUGGCUUAUGAUGCAGACCUUGGAUUAUUAGCGAUUGGCAACAAAUCGGGAUAUUUGAUUGUAGUUGGACAGCCAGGUGUAGAAUUUUCAGGUCAACAUCCAUCAGAUGACUCAGCAGUGAUCCGAAUUGCAUUUGUUCCUAAAACUGCCAAACUUAUAACGCUGUGUGAUAACAAUUCCUUACAUCUUUGGAGGUUCCGAAAUUCUCACUUUGAAUUGGUAAAAAGUUAUUCUUUGGAAGGAAAAUUAAAGAAGAUUUCCACGCUAGUUGUAAAAUCUGAUGGAAAACAAGCUUAUAUAGGAACAGAAGGUGGAAAUAUAUACACUCUUGAUAUCGAGAAAUUUGAAGUCGGAGAUAAAAUUAUAUACUUGGAUGUCGUUCUUCAAAAUGGUCCUGAAAAUUACAAGGUCAAUCCGGGAGCAGUCGAGUCAAUCUUGGAAGUCCAGUCAGAGGGAAAGCUAAUUAUUGGAUAUGAGCGAGGGCUAAUCGUCUUGUGGGAUCUUGUUACACAGAAAAACAUACGGGUAAGAUCUAAAAUGAUCAUCCGAGGUACACAAAUAUCUAACAAUAACAAAUUGUACGGCUUUCAGAACUAUGUAUCGACCCAACAAUUAGAAAAUGUAUGCUGGUAUGAGGAUGGGAAUGAGUCCUUGUUUGUUUCAUCUCAUAAUGAUGGUUCCUACGUUAUCUGGGACAUUGAAAAUGGAAAUAAACCAAAAAAGGACGCUACCACACCUUAUGGUCCAUUUCCUUGUAAGAGAAUCGGAAGGAUGAGAUUCUGGAACGAUGCAGAUGGAGAAAGUAUGUGCGUUUUUAGUGGUGGAAUGCCUAGGGCAGCGUAUGGUGACCAUUUCACAGUCACCAUUAAAUCCGAAGCAUCUUCUGAUGGACCUCAUGUAACCUUUGAUCUUUCUUCCAAAGUCAUCGAUUUUGUAUUAAUUCAGUCUCCAAAUCAAGUCGAACGAGCAGUAGAAAAUGGCGAAGAUGAGGAAGAAGAGAUGCAUUCUCAGCCUAUAGCACUUGCCAUUCUUGCUGAGGAAGAAUUAGUUAUGAUUGACUUAACUUCUGAAAACUGGCCUUCCAUGUACCCGCUGCCAUACUUAAAUUCCAUUCAUCCCUCCGCCGUUACAUGCUUUCAACAUAUCGAUAACGUUAGCGAUCAAGUAUACAACGUUUUGAAAAAGAUUGGAAUACGUGGAGAGCAUUCAAAGAAACCAUGGCCCUUAACCGGUGGCAAAUUAGUUCCCCGACCCGCUGAGGCUAAUUCAUCGUCAAAGGGUGCUACCACUGCAAGUAAGAAACCUCGAGGAAAAUCUCUGCUCAUCACUGGCCAUGAAGAUGGAUCUGUUCGAUUUUGGGACUACACGGACAUUUGUUUGACAUUAUUGACAAAAUUCAGUUCUUCCGUCUUAUUCAGCAGUAACAUGGAUGACUUGGAUGGUCCAAUUCUUGAUUCGAGUAAUACCAAAGAUGAUGAAGACGAUGAGUGGCCACCAUUUAGAAAAGUCGGAGUUUUCGAUCCAUACUCAGAUGAUCCAAGACUCGCGGUAAAGAAAAUAGGAUUCUGCCCGACAACUGGUGUUCUUGUCGUUGGUGGCACUGCAGGACAAGUCGUGGUCGUCAAUUCACUCAAGCGAGGCAUCUUGGAAGAACCGUCUAAACUCGAGAUUACAACAUGUAAUUUGGUGGCCGACAAGGAUGGGUUUGCAUGGAAGGGACACGGGCCACUCGAUUUUAAACCAAAGAAUAAUCCAAAUAUUGGCAACAGAGAGGGCGAAGAAACCUUUGUUGUGGGUGCACUAGUUCAAAUUCAGCCUCCAGCAGCAGUGACUGCACUUGCUCUGGAUGCUCCUACCGGCGUUACAGCUAUUGGUACUGCGCACGGAGUUUUACUUUACGAUUUUUUUAGAAGAAAGGUCGUCAUUACCAGAUCUACUUUAAACCCCAAUGAUAUAAUGGCUGCUGGAGAUACUCCAAUUUCUAGGCGAAAAUCUAUCAAAAAAUCUCUUCGCGAGUCUUUUCGCAGAUUGAGGAAAGGCCGAUCUCAGCGCCUGCCUACAAGUCCGGUGAAAAGCCCUUCAAUGUCUGCAAUCCAAUCGAACGAACCACCAUCAAAGUCUGUGGAGAGGGCAAUUGAAGCUCGAGAUGAAUCUAUGACCUCAAUGGUCCGAUGUGUCACAUUUGCGAAAACUUACAUUGUUAGCUUGCAAACAACGACUCCAACUUUAUGGGUGGGCACGAAUGCUGGUACCGUUUACGUGUUUACAAUUAAUAUCCCUGGUGGCGAGCGGAGAUCGAAGGAGGACGUGGGAUGUCAGAUUGCCAAAGAAAUUCAACUGAAACACAGGGCCCCAGUUUUGUCAGUUAUAAUCUUAGAUUGUAAUCAAGGAGCAAUUGAAGGAUUUUCUCCUCAACAUGAUCAUCUUGGUCCUCACAAAGUGGCUUUAUCGAGUGAAGAACAAGUGAAGAUGUUUACUUUGCCCGCACUACGACCUUUUGGAAAAAUGAAAUUAACAGCACAGGAGGGGUCUAGAUUACGAGUAAUUCGGGUGCAAACAUUUACGUCCUCGGCAGAUCCUUCAUAUUCCGAAAAGUGUUUGAGUUGCAUCACCAAUCAAGGAGAUUUAUACGUUAUUAGUGUCCCAGACCUCAGAAAACAAAUUGUAUUCCAUCAGUGUCUAAAACGGGAAGAUAUCACUGGAAUUUCAAGUUUUACUUUCAACGAAUUUGGCGAAGCCGUAUAUCAAAUAAGUUCGAGCGAGCUGCAAAGAAUAAGCAUAUCUACAAGUGGAGCCGUUUUUCCUCGUUGUUCCAUUAAUGGGCAUGUGGAAGAAACGACAACUUCAAAAUCAGAGUCAAACCAUGUUGUGCUUUCGCCAAUUUCACCCUCUACAUCGAAUACGUCGAGCAUGCAGGUUGAUGAUACUUCUGAAGCCGGAGAUAUUACGAUAGAUAGUGUACGGGAUCACACAAACAGUUCACCGCUUCCUCCUGCUGUGACCAGCACAACGGUUGUUGAAGAACGUCUUAUCGACGGUGGUACGUUGCUUUCUACGUCGUCAACUGCUGAUGGAGUUAAGAGUCAGAUUCGUAGUGUCACCACCGUCACGACUACAACAGUAGUAAAUUCCGUCCAAAAUACGAGUGCAAGUAACAACGCAGCAGCCUCCACAUCCACGACAGCCUCCUCAGAAACCACCGUAGUACGUGCCCCUUUGGCAGAAGAAGAGAAUGAAGAAAAUAGCAACAAUUUUGCUCCUCCUCGGGAAUCGGCCCUUUGAGAUUGUCGCAACUUAGAUUUUAUCUCAGUGGACGUUGAUAUUGUAAUCGACCACCAAUUCUUACUGUAUUAUUAGAAUUACUAAAACAAAUGCUUCUGACCGUUGCUAUAUUGCCUUGUCUAAACAUUUCUCUGGACUGGAAAGAUUGAUGGCUGCCUCACACGUUAGCUAUUAGGUUUAGUUGAAAUAAUAAGUUGUAGCUCGUACUUAAUUCUCAUUUCGUGCUAUAUGGUAAUCCCGUCGGUAACACAGCUAGUUGUUGGCAAUGCAAUGUUAUGUAUGUAUUAGUACUUAUUGAACAGGCAUUUACUUGUUAAUUUUAGUUAUUAAACUUGUUACGAGCGGUUUUGGGAUAUUUUAUCGAAUUGCAUUUCCAAUUAAUUAGAUAAUGUUUGCGGUAGCUAUUUAGCUUCUUUGCUAGUUGACGCCAAUUUUUAAUGAAUUAUAUAUAUUCUAGUAGACUAGGAUUUGUGCUGAUUUGUAAUUGUUAUCAGUGGUACCAUUUGUGCGUACCCUCAUCACAUCUCUCUAUAUACAUAUAUAUUAUAUAUACGUAUGUUAAUAAUCGUAUCGACAAUGAUGACUCUGAUCUUUUAGAAAAAUAUGUGCCUUCUAAAAAAAUCAAUCUGCAAAAAAUUUUUCAUUUCAUUUCAUCACACAUGGCUGAAUUAAUAAUUAGUUACUCCAUGUUUUUAAUUAAUUGUGAUUGAUUGAUGUUCAAAUUGAUCUUAUAUGACUGAUGUUUUUCAUACAUAUUUUGCAAAAUUUCAUGCUAUAAAAUGCACUUAACAAAUAAAAAUGAAAAAUAAAAACAAUUUCUUGUAAUGACAUACUGAUAA
Molecule: messenger RNA, 4853 nt
Organism: Folsomia candida
Lineage: Eukaryota; Metazoa; Arthropoda; Collembola; Entomobryomorpha; Isotomidae
Gene: l(2)gl
Product: lethal(2) giant larvae protein
Exons: 25
Coding region: 613-4014 (1133 amino acids)
Biological process (GO): establishment of spindle orientation; regulation of protein secretion; regulation of Notch signaling pathway
Cellular component (GO): plasma membrane; cytoplasm; cortical actin cytoskeleton
Molecular function (GO): myosin II binding; syntaxin binding; GTPase activator activity
Source: RefSeq, a predicted model, not a curated record